This is a messenger RNA of Dinoponera quadriceps, 1000 nucleotides long. RefSeq names its product dihydrofolate reductase (gene Dhfr). Gene Ontology annotation, biological process: glycine biosynthetic process; dihydrofolate metabolic process; folic acid metabolic process. Lineage: Eukaryota; Metazoa; Arthropoda; Insecta; Hymenoptera; Formicidae. Gene Ontology annotation, cellular component: mitochondrion. Gene Ontology annotation, molecular function: dihydrofolate reductase activity; NADP binding. The transcript has 7 exons. Bases 422 to 1000 code for a protein of 192 amino acids. The record is from RefSeq and is a predicted model, not a curated record.
AAUCUAGCACGAAAACAAGCAUCGUGUGCUGCUGACUUUAAACUUAACCUGAUGAUAACGUAAAAAUAAUAGUUCCUCUAUUUAUGAUUAAUCAUUAGAUUUUAAAAAUUAUCAUUAGACAAAACCAUCGGUUUAAUGAUUAACCCUAUCAGUUUGCCGGACAGGCCGUUACGGUGUGGACAUUUUCAAGCUUCUCUCUGACAGCAGUAACGAAGCAGAUCGAGUGAGCUAAUAUUGUCUUCAGUCUUAUAUCGUGAAAUAUGGAGAAAUUUAAUACACAAUGUCGUAAUAAUAAACGUUAACACAACACUUCAUUUCUUCAUUUCUUAUUCGUGCAACUGAUAUAAAUCAUCAAUUUUGCCGUUUAAUAAUCAUGUACAAGUAAAGAAUAUAGAAUCAUGUACAAUAAUGUACAAUAAUCAUGAUUCGAUCCUUUCGGUUUAGUUCACAUGUCACUAUGUCACUGAAAUUCGAACUGAUAGCCGCGGUAUCUGAAAAUAUGGGCAUUGGAAUAAACGGUGAUUUACCGUGGCGUUUAAAAACCGAAAUGGCAUAUUUUACACGCAUGACAACGGUGACAAAAGAUGAAAAUAAAAAGAAUGUCGUACUUAUGGGUCGGCGCACUUGGGAUUGUAUGCCUGAAAAGUACCGGCCUCUGAAAAACCGCAUAAAUAUGGUGUUAACGUCGCAGUUGAUGAAUUACGGAGAUAAGGCGAUAGUGUGCUCAAGUAUAUCGAAUGCUCUCGAAAUAAUCGCAGGAAUGCAAAAUAAAGUGGAAAGAAUAUGGGUGAUAGGCGGAAGUAAAGUAUACAAGGAAACCAUCGAAUCCCCACAUUUUGGAAGACUGUAUCUCACACGUAUAAGGAAAAGCUUUGAAUGCGACACAUUCUUUCCACCUAUUCCAAAUAACUUUGUGCUGGUACAAGAUCCAGUGGUACCGCAAGGUAUACAAGAGGAAAAAGGAAUCGAAUUCGUAUAUGAAGUGUAUAAGAAGAAAUAA